AUGGUGUUCGCAGGGAAGCUGUCCUCGACAUGGACAGCUUACUUUGCAGCUCUGUCAACCCUUUCAGGCCUGAUUGCGCCAGCAGUUGCGGUCAAGGAGCACGACUUCAAGAAGUGCGACCAGGCGGGAUUCUGCAAGCGCAACAGAGCAUUCGCCGAUAAUGUCGUCGCCGCCGGCUCUUCAUGGGAGACACCCUACAAGAUCCUACCCGAGACUACCUCGUUCAAGGAUGGACAGUUUCAAGCGACCGUCCUGAAGACCAUCAACGCCCAGGGCGAGACUGUCAAGCUCCCUCUGACGAUCUCUUUCCUCGAAUCCGGCACUGCUCGAGUCACGAUGGACGAGGAGAAACGACAGAAGAAGGAGAUUGAACUUCGAAACGAUAGCAAGGCGCGCAAGGAGCGAUACAACGAAGCCGAGAACCUGGUCAUUGUUGGCGGCUUGACCCUCGACAAGGACGCCCAACUCGCCAACGAGGAUAAGACCGAGGCCACUGUCAAGUACGGACCGUCGUCCAACUUCGAGGCACACAUCAAGUACGCCCCAUUUGCUAUUGACUUCAAGCGCGAUGGCGUCUCCCAGAUCAAGUUCAACGAUCGAGGCUUCCUCAACAUGGAGCACUGGCGACCCAAGAUUGACAAACCCGAGCCGGAGAAGAAGGAGGGCGAAGAGAACCAGGAAGAGAAGAAGGAAGAACCGACCGGUGAGGACGAGAGCACCUGGUGGGACGAGACUUUUGGUGGCAACACCGAUACAAAGCCUCGUGGCCCCGAGAGUGUUGCCCUCGAUAUCACCUUUGUUGGCUUUGAUCACAUCUAUGGUAUCCCUUCGCACGCAGGCCCUCUUGCGCUCAAGCAGACUCGUGGUGGAGACGGCAACUAUGUCGAGCCUUACCGUCUGUACAAUGCCGAUGUCUUUGAGUACAUCCUGGACAGCCCCAUGACCCUGUACGGUGCCAUCCCUCUGAUGCAGGCUCACCGAAAGGAUUCGCACGUUGGCGUUUUCUGGCUCAACGCAGCCGAGACCUGGGUCGAUGUUACCAAAGCCAAGGACGCCACGAACCCUCUGACCCUAGGCAUCGGAGCCAAGACCAACACCCAGACUCACUGGAUCUCCGAGUCUGGGCUUCUGGAUGCGUUCGUCUUCCUCGGACCUACCGCCCAGGAUAUCACCCACAAGUUUGCCGAGCUCACGGGCACCACUGCCAUGCCUCAGGAGGCCUCCAUCGCCUACCACCAGUGCCGCUGGAAUUACAUCUCGGACGAUGAUGUCAAGGACGUCGACCGCAAGAUGGAUAGGUACAAGAUUCCCUACGAUGUCAUUUGGCUGGAUCUCGAGUACACCGACGACCGGAAGUACUUCACAUGGGCUGGAGACAUGUUCAAGGACCCCAAGUCCAUGGGCGAGAAGCUCGACGAGCAUGGCCGAAAGCUUGUGGUUCUCAUUGACCCUCACAUCAAGAACGUCGACAACUACCAUGUGUCCAGCGAGCUCAAGUCUAAGGAAUUGGCGGUCAAGGACAAGACCGGCGGCAUCUUUGAGGGCUGGUGCUGGCCGGGCUCCUCGCACUGGAUCGACGCAUUCAACCCCAAGGCAAUUGACUGGUGGAAGACUCUUUUCAAGUACACCGCAUUCAAGGGCACCGCCGAGAACACGUUCAUCUGGAACGAUAUGAACGAGCCCUCUGUCUUCAACGGCCCCGAGACUACUAUGCCCAAGGAUAACCUGCAUCACGGCGGGUGGGAGCACCGUGACGUCCACAACGUCAACGGCAUGACUUUCCACAAUGCUACGUACCAGGCUCUUCUGAGCCGAAAGUCUGGCGAGCUCCGACGACCCUUUGUGCUUACUCGCUCCUUCUUCGCAGGCUCUCAGCGAUACGGUGCGAUGUGGACUGGCGACAACCAGGCCGCCUGGGACCAUCUGGGCGCUUCUAUCCCCAUGAUCCUAAGCCAGGGAAUCUCCGGCUUCCCCUUCUCCGGUGCGGACGUAGGAGGAUUCUUCGGCAACCCGGACAAGGAGCUUCUGACUCGGUGGUACCAAGCUGGCGCUUUCUACCCCUUCUUCCGUGCUCACGCUCAUAUCGACUCUCGCCGCCGUGAGCCCUACCUCGUUGGCGAGCCGUACCUGCCUAUUGUGACGGCGGCGAUCCGUCUUCGGUACAGCCUCCUUCCCGCCUGGUACACCGCCUUCCACCAGGCGUACGUGGACAACACGCCGAUCGUGAAGCCCAUGUUCUACACGCACCCGUCGGAGGAAGCCGGCUUCGGCAUCGACGACCAGCUCUUCCUCGGCGACACGGGCCUGCUCUUCAAGCCCGUCGUCGAGCAGGGCAAGGAGUCGGUCGACAUCUUCAUCCCCGACGACGAGGUCUACUACAACUAUUUCACCUACGACGUCGCGCCCACCCACAAGGGCAAGAAGACGACGCUCGCGGCGCCGCUCGACACGAUCCCGCUCCUCAUGCGGGGCGGGCACAUCUUCCCGCGCCGCGACCGGCCCCGCCGGUCGAGUGCCCUGCAGCGCUUCGACGACUACACGCUCGUCGUCGCCGUGCCGCGGCAGAGGGGCGGCGGCAGGGCCGAGGGCACGCUGUACGUCGACGACGGCGACUCGUUCGACUUUGAGAAGGGGCAGUACAUCCACCGGAGGUUCGUGCUCCUCACAGGCGACGACAGCGCCGCCGGGCAGCGCCUGGUCUCGACCGAGGCCGAGGCCCGUCCUGAUGCGGGCAAGGUCAAGGAGGGCAAGUGGCUGAAGCAGAUGCGCGACGUGCACGUCGACAAGGUCAUUGUCGUCGGCGCGCCGGCGUCGUGGGCUGGCAGGAAGGAGGUCACGGUCGAGUCGGAGGGCAAGACGUGGACUCUGGGCAUGGAGUACGUGCCGGCUGAGGGCGGGCGGGCGGCGUAUGCUACGGUCCGUGGCGUGGGCGCGAGGAUCGGGGCGGACUGGACUAUUGCCUUUGCAUAA
This is a messenger RNA of Thyridium curvatum, 2970 nucleotides long. RefSeq lists its product as uncharacterized. Gene Ontology annotation, cellular component: glucosidase II complex. The transcript is spliced from 2 exons. Gene Ontology annotation, molecular function: alpha-glucosidase activity; carbohydrate binding. The record is from RefSeq and is a predicted model, not a curated record. Bases 1 to 2970 code for a protein of 989 amino acids. NCBI's taxonomy places the organism in Eukaryota, Fungi, Ascomycota, Sordariomycetes, Thyridiales, Thyridiaceae. Gene Ontology annotation, biological process: N-glycan processing; carbohydrate metabolic process.